UUUUUUUAAAGCAUCCUUAUAUUUUAUUUUAUUUAUUUAUUUUUUGGCUGCAUUGGGUCUUGGUUUCUGCACGUGGGCUUUCUCUGGUUGCGGUGAGCUGGGCCUACUCUUUGUUGGGUGCGUGGGCUUCUCAUUGCAGUGGCUUCUCUUGUUGCGGAGCACAGGCUCUAGGGCGUGUGGGCUUCAGUAGUUGUGGCUCAUGGGCUCUAGAGCGCAGGCUCAGUAGUUGUGGCGCAUGGGCUCAGUUGCUCUGUGGUAUGUGGGAUCUUUCUGGGCCAGGGCUCGAACCCGUGUCCCCUGCAUUGGCAGGCGGAUUCUUAACCACUGCGCCACCAGGGAAGUCCCAUUCCUUCUUCCUGUUUUGAUCUCUUACUUGUUGGGGGCUUCCCUCAAACGUGUGAUGGUCCUUGGCUGUCUGUUAAGAUCUAAUUGGAAGCAUCACUUGGACAACUCGUUAACUGAUGGGCCUCACUGCAAGGAUUUGGGGACGACGCCUCUGAACUCUGAGCCUGCCUUGGGUUCUUAUGACCUUAGCAAUAUAUUACCACAUAAAGAACAGAGAUGCAGAUAGAUCCUUGGAUAUUUUUGAUGAGAGAUUACAUCCACUCACACGAGAAAAGAUUCCAGAGGAAUACUUCGAGCAUGAUCCUGAACACAAAUUCAUUUACAGAUUUGUUCAUACUCUUUUUAGUGCCGCACAGCUAACUGCUGAAUGUGCAGUAGUAACUUUGGUUUACUUAGAAAGGCUUUUAACUUAUGCUGAGAUCGACAUUUGCCCCACUAACUGGAAAAGAAUUGUUUUGGGAGCCAUUCUUCUUGCCUCCAAGGUUUGGGACGAUCAGGCUGUAUGGAAUGUGGACUACUGCCAGAUCCUCAAGGACGUUACAGUUGAGGACAUGAAUGAGAUGGAAAGGCACUUCCUGGAGCUACUUCAGUUUAAUAUUAAUGUUCCUUUCAGUGUGUAUGCCAAAUACUACUUUGACCUUCGCUCCUUAGCAGAUGACAACAACCUGAAUGUUCUAUUCACUCCUCUUAGCAAAGAAAGAGCACAGAACUUAGAGGCCAUUUCCAGAUUGUGUGACGACAAAUACAAAGACGUGUGUAGAGCUGCUAUGAGAAGGUCUUUCAGCGCUGAUCAUUUCAUUGGUAUUCGGCGCUCCAAUGCCAUCCUCUCUUAAGGGAGAAGUGAGGGGUUGUAACAUCAUAAACCCCUCGAAACAAGGACUGGAGAAAUAUCACCUCUCCUGCUCAGAAACCAGCAAAGUUAGUAUUUUCACCUUAAAGAAAGACAUUGAAUUCAAGAGACUCGUGGACAAGCGAAGAUUAUGCUCAUAGGAAAGAACGGGACCUCGUCAAUGUAACACGCUCUUGUGUCCUUUUUAUUGUAAACAGAGUUACAAAAACCACUCCAAAGCUAAAAGCUCCCAAUCCACGCACAGAUAUCUGCUCCCAAUCCACGCACAGAUAUCUGAUAGCUGUGAACUAUGUGAGGUUUUUUAAUUAAUAGUUUAAAUUUUUAGACUUUAAAGACACUAACUAUAUAACUUCUAUGUUUUUCUUACCUCACUGUCCCAUACUGCUGCAUAUUCCUUUAGAAUCAGUGCAGUAUUACCAUCAAAAUUGGGACUCCAAAAAAAAAAAAGAAAAAAACAAAAAAAAAAAAAAAAGAAAAAAACAAAAAAACAAAAAAACAUGGGACUCCUAACAACUCAUAAAGCCAAACUUCGGAACAGACUGUCGUAGCAUCGUUAGGUUUUGCAGGGUUCUUCCUCCCUACUAUAUCAUUGAAGCUGCUAGUCAUUAUUGGCAAUCAAUUUAAACCAAAAAGCUGCUGAAUAACACAUGUCAUCCAAAUUCUUUGCAGGCAGUACUUAUUAGCAUAUUAGCAUGUUUGCGAUCAUAAACAGAGAAAGUAGGUUAUUUCCUUCUAUUGGGUCCGUGCUGCAUUUCUUGUUAACUAUAAUGGUGCUUCUGAUUUUGUGAUGAUUUUCCUCUGUGUUAUAUACUUGUAUUAAAGGAUAUUUUCAUAAUUCCAGCCAACAUGGUGGUCCAGUAAUUAACAAGCCGGUGAUGAAAUAGAAGGUGUCCCAAAAGUCUUACAACAAUUUUAAGCUUUAAUAUAGUGUGCUUGGAUACUCCAGAACACUGUCGCAGAAGUAUAAAUGCUAGACUGGCAAAACAUCACUUGAAACUUUAAUCGAAUUUCUUCUAAACUCAUUUACUUUUGUACAUUUUAAACAUUAAGCUUUUAUUUUUUAUUUUUUUAAAUUAAUUAAUUUAUUUAAUGGCGUGUUGGGUCGUUUCUGUGUGAGGGCUUUCUCUAGUUGUGGCAAGCGGGGGCCACUCUUCAUCGCGGUGCGCAGGCCUCUCACUGUCGCAGGCUCUCUUGUUGGGGACACAGGUUCGAGCCCUGGCUUGGGAAGGCCCGUGAGCCACAAUUACUGAGCCUGCGCAUCUGGAGCCUGUGCUCCGCAACAAGAGAGGCC
This is a messenger RNA of Balaenoptera ricei (Rice's whale), 2486 nucleotides long. Its product is annotated as cyclin-Y-like protein 1. Gene Ontology annotation, cellular component: plasma membrane. The record is from RefSeq and is a predicted model, not a curated record. Gene Ontology annotation, biological process: regulation of cyclin-dependent protein serine/threonine kinase activity; regulation of canonical Wnt signaling pathway. The coding region runs from base 525 to 1178 and encodes 217 amino acids. The transcript has 7 exons. Gene Ontology annotation, molecular function: cyclin-dependent protein serine/threonine kinase activator activity; protein kinase binding. Lineage: Eukaryota; Metazoa; Chordata; Mammalia; Artiodactyla; Balaenopteridae.